UUUCCGUACAGCAGUUCCUGUCGUACUUCGAGUAAAGACGGUCGCGCUUUCUGUCUGGAAGAUCAUUUGGUAUAUUCCGGUGUGAUAGGGCAACACUAAUACGAAUAUAUAUAUAUAUAUUUUCUUUUGUUUUAAAUAAUCCGAAUGUGUGGUUUUAGUUAGAAAAUACACAGCAAUAUGAAGUUACCGAUUAUUUUGUUCACCCUGCUGGGGACUGUAUUAGCCAAUCCUUUUGAAUAUUAUAACAAUGGUAUUCGCGAUAGUCAUGGAAGUCCUAACGGUGGCUUGAAUGGAGAACAUUCGGGCUUUCAAAGUGGAGGCCAAAUUGGUGGUCAGGAAGAAUAUGGCAGUUCAAGCUUCAAGAGUAGAGGACAAUCCAGAGUAUAUGGCAAUCAAGAUUACCAGUACGAUGAUCCAAGACUUGUAGGAUUCCAUUAUCAAGAAGGCCAGAAAGUGGAAAGUGUUCCAUAUAUCCAGAGCGUACGUCAAAAUGAAGGUUUAAGAGUAAAUGCCGUUCAAUAUUCCAAUCAUGCUGGUCAAUAUGAAGGUUUCAAUGGCCGACGACAAACAUCAAGAUAUACAGGUUUCAACAAUGAAGAAGUUCAUGAAGUGCAGAGCGUUCCGUAUUCCCAAAACGCUAAUAAACAUGCAGGAUUAGGAUUAGGAGUAAAUCGCGUUCAAGAUUCCAAUCAAGGUGGUCAAAAUGGCCUACGACAAACAUUCAGUGAUUCAAGACAAACAAGAUUUAAUAAUGAUGAACGUCAGUAUCCUCAGAUCGGAGGUUAUGAUGGAAGAGUAGAAAUCCGUAAUGCCCAAGUAUUUGGAGAAAGAGGUUCCCAAAUCGAUCAGUUCCAAAACGAAAGGCGUACGUUUGUUGGCCAAGACGAUAAAAACAGAAGGUUAAAUGGAGGACAACAAUGGUACAAUAAUAAUCAAGAAGGAUUUGGAGAUCAGGAAUCGAUGAAUGGUCAGUACGAAAGGCUUCCAGUCUCCAAUGAUAAUGAAGAAGACAAGGCUACAAGCCUCAGGUGCUCUUUUUGUCGCAAGAGGUGGUUUAAGAAUAUUCCAGCCAGGCGCAUUGAAUAAUUUCGCUAAAAAGUGUUUAAGUUUUCUUUUAUUGCAAACUGCAUAUUAUGCAUAUGUAAAAAUUAUACAUAAUCAAUAAUUUUAUAAAUAUUUUUAAAUAUUUGCUUUACAUUGACAAGUUAUUUGGUAUUAAUAUAUUUCGAUUUAAUUUAAAUAAAAAUUGU
Molecule: messenger RNA, 1250 nt
Organism: Drosophila eugracilis
Lineage: Eukaryota; Metazoa; Arthropoda; Insecta; Diptera; Drosophilidae
Exons: 2
Coding region: 178-1086 (302 amino acids)
Source: RefSeq, a predicted model, not a curated record